AUGGCGACUUUUGAGAAGGAUGACCACGUCGCUUUCAUGCGACACGCCAUGAGCCUGGCAAGCCAGUCUCCCCCGAAGCCUACGAAUUUUCGAGUCGGCGCAGUGCUUGUCAAGCUGGACGACUCGUCCAUAACCGCAAGCGGAUUCACCCUGGAAUGCCCUGGCAAUACACAUGCCGAAGAGAGCUGCUUCAUCAAGCUCGCUGAGCGGCACUCCACGUCCGAAGAGCGUCUCGCCGAGGCCAUGACCAGCCCUCACGCCCUCUACACAACCAUGGAGCCAUGCUUCAAGAGACUCAGCGGCAAGCUGCCCUGCGUCGAGCGUGUGCUACGCCAAAAGUCAUGGAUCACGAAGGUGUACGUGGGCGUACAAGAACCGGAAACAUUCGUCGGCCAGAACACGGGCCGGCGUGUGCUGGAAGAUGCCGGCAUAGAGGUUAAUGCGGUACCUGGAUUGCAAGCCGAGAUUCUGCAGAUUGCCACGGCAGGACAUCUGGCGCCGGAAGCCUGA
Messenger RNA from Cordyceps fumosorosea ARSEF 2679, 510 nucleotides. Its product is annotated as cytidine and deoxycytidylate deaminase zinc-binding domain containing protein. NCBI's taxonomy places the organism in Eukaryota, Fungi, Ascomycota, Sordariomycetes, Hypocreales, Cordycipitaceae. The record is from RefSeq and is a predicted model, not a curated record. Bases 1 to 510 code for a protein of 169 amino acids. Gene Ontology annotation, molecular function: catalytic activity. The transcript has a single exon.